AUGGCAUCUCCCUCACCGCAAGAUGCUCUCCCUCCGCUGCCAGCUGAUUUUCAGAUUUCACCCCACGACAUGUACCAGGUUCUCAGCACAGCUAUGUGGUUAGGUGGUUUAUCACCAAAAUUUAAAUAUGAGACAACAGGAGAGGUCAUCAAGCGAUACGCCGAUUAUGCAUGGCAAGUGCGGGGCAACAUGACAGCAAAGGAGAUUUCCCAGAGAUUCGGACCUGCUGAGCCGCAUGCACAGUGGCUCAUCGGCAUAUUUGACGGACCACAAAAUUUCGCUGGAACGAUAGUGACGAUUGCGUACCAAAUGGCACCGAUUUUACCGCAUCCCACCAACCCGAACGUCGUCAUCCCGCUAUUUAUCUCGUUCACAAUAAUUACCACAUUGAUUAUGGCAUUACGUUUGUGGUCGAGGUACAAGGUAGCUGGAGGAAUUCAGCCGUUUGAUUGGUUAGCUGUUGUUGGUUAUGUCCUAACCGUAAUCUGGGGAGCAGUUGCCGUCGCUCAUGAUCACAUCAAUACGCAAUGGCAGGCUUUCUAUGACAAAUCUUGGUAUAAUAUAUCAGGCAGUAUUGAAAUUUACUACGGAUUAACCAUCUUUUAUCCUUGGGUUAUGAUGACCAUAAAGCUCUCUCUGCUUUUGUUUUAUUACCGCAUGACAAACUGGAACUAUAUCCGCUGGUCCGUCUACGCCACUACCGUUAUCGUUGUCGGAACUUCCAUAUCCGCAUUUAUCGUAUGGCUCGUCAAUUGCCCUCACGUCCGAUACUGGGACUACCCAUGGGAACAAUGCCGAAUCAACAUUAAGAAAGCACAAGUUGCAUUUGCCGGCCUAUACAUUCUCACAGAUGUUAUUAUUUGGAUUUUGCCAAUGCCUUUGGUUUUCCAACUGAAACUCUAUCCAAGAGAGAGAAUUCUGGCACUUAUCACAUUCUCAUUGGGCGCGAUUGCCUGUGUUGCUAGCUGCUAUCGCCUUGUGAUGCUCGAACAAUACACGAAUUACAGCUCCCAAAGUUCCACUACCUUGAUCAUUGAUGCAUGGACGAUUACUGAACUAAAUCUCACCCUGAUAUGCUCAUCAGCGCCAGCUGUCCGAGCGCUGGCUAUUCAUUAUGCUCCGAAGAUCCUCAACAGCCUGGGAACUGUCGCAUUCGCGACGCAGAAUGGAUCACAGCAUGGAAAGAAGGGAAGCAUCGGAAGCUCUACUGGAUCUUCAAAGAAUGGUGCUCAUGCAAGGGUCACUGCGGACCCUGAAAAGUAG
Orbilia oligospora ATCC 24927 is the source of this 1263-nucleotide messenger RNA. RefSeq lists its product as uncharacterized. The record is from RefSeq and is a predicted model, not a curated record. NCBI's taxonomy places the organism in Eukaryota, Fungi, Ascomycota, Orbiliomycetes, Orbiliales, Orbiliaceae. The transcript has 6 exons. The coding region runs from base 1 to 1263 and encodes 420 amino acids.